Messenger RNA from Zymoseptoria tritici IPO323, 582 nucleotides. RefSeq lists its product as uncharacterized. The record is from RefSeq and is a predicted model, not a curated record. The coding region runs from base 1 to 582 and encodes 193 amino acids. The transcript is spliced from 2 exons. NCBI's taxonomy places the organism in Eukaryota, Fungi, Ascomycota, Dothideomycetes, Mycosphaerellales, Mycosphaerellaceae.
AUGCAGCCCUCGACGUUCUUCCAGUCGCUCUUUGCCUUCACUCUCCUCUUCCCGCUCGCUCUUUGCGGCGACGGAGAGAAAGCCAACGUCUACAAGGAAGAACACGUCUACGACAUCCUCCAGCCCGGUCAAUGGUCCUCGCCCUUCGAAGUCACCUACAACACAGGCUGGCUUACCACAGGCCGAGACUGGUGGCUCGUGCUUGGGCACAACGACAACGACCCGAUCGGCAAGAACUCCAUGUCUCAAUUCUACACCGACCCGGAGAACUUCCAAGACAUCAUCAACUGGCUCGAGAGUGCGGCGCCGACUUUGAUCGGCGCUGCGCUGACAGCGGCUGAGAUCCUUCAACCUGAGCUCGCGGCCGUUACAGCGGUGGCUGGAGUUGCGGCGGAAGCUCUGUGUACCGCGAUGCUCAACGAUGCCGCCACGGCCGGAUACAAGCAGCACAUCUUGACGGACGAAGAUAAGGGCAAAGUCUUGCAGAUCUGGAUCAAUAACGACGGCACCGUCAACUUCAUCUCUCCAUCGGGACGCUCGGACACGGAGUAUGAGACUAGACAAGUUGGGUUGGGACUCUAG